UGAGGUCCGGUUAGCCCUUGGAUCAGAAUCAUCAGAUCUCCUCCUCAUCUGGAAAGCGCAUGAUGCUGUGGGGUCCACUCAUCGCGACUCUACCAACCGAAUAAAACCCUAAUCCCACCCCGCAUAUCGAUCCCCAGAGAGGAGCUGCAGCGGCGCCGCGCUUUGAAACCCUCGGCAAGUAUCAGAAUCGUCGUAGUUGGUGGUGUUGGUGAAGGGAAAAGAGGCAUGGCGGCGGCGUAUGCUCCACCUCCGAUGAAGGCGGCCGGGAAGCUGGGGAUGGAGGAGUCCCAGGAGCAGCUCCACCGCAUCCGGAUCACCCUCUCCUCGAAGAACGUCAAGAAUCUCGAGAAAGUUUGUUCGGAUCUGGUGAGGGGAGCCAAGGACAAGAGGCUGAAGGUCAAGGGACCGGUGAGGAUGCCCACUAAGGUCCUGCACAUCACCACCCGCAAGUCCCCUUGUGGCGAAGGAACCAACACAUGGGAUCGGUUUGAGCUUCGCGUACACAAGAGGGUGAUUGAUCUUAUUAGCUCACCUGAAGUGGUGAAGCAGAUCACCUCAAUCACCAUUGAGCCUGGUGUGGAGGUUGAAGUGACAAUUGCUGAUCCAUGAUUCAGCCAAAACUUUGAUGCAAUUAUAUAGGUAGUUGGAGUGUUUUGUCUGCCAUCUGGAAUGAGCACAAGAAGCAUUUAGUCUAAAGAUAAUGGCACUCUUUUUCAUUAUAUCUUCCUUAGGAAAACUUGAUCCUUGUUUCUUUUUAAUAUGAGAAUUUUGCUAAAACAUCAGUUUGUGCCCGUGGAGGAAUCUGUUUUCAGUAUUUCCAUUGCAUCUUUAUCUCAUUCCUAAUGUUUGCAAUUGAUUACUGAUUCAAUUUAGUGGUGAUUGAACUGA
This is a messenger RNA of Phoenix dactylifera (date palm), 888 nucleotides long. Its product is annotated as small ribosomal subunit protein uS10z/uS10x. Gene Ontology annotation, cellular component: small ribosomal subunit; ribosome. Gene Ontology annotation, biological process: translation. Gene Ontology annotation, molecular function: RNA binding; structural constituent of ribosome. Lineage: Eukaryota; Viridiplantae; Streptophyta; Magnoliopsida; Arecales; Arecaceae. The record is from RefSeq and is a predicted model, not a curated record.